Molecule: messenger RNA, 726 nt
Organism: Nerophis lumbriciformis (worm pipefish)
Lineage: Eukaryota; Metazoa; Chordata; Actinopteri; Syngnathiformes; Syngnathidae
Source: RefSeq, a predicted model, not a curated record
AUGUUCCUGACGAGAUCGGAAUAUGACAGAGGUGUCAACACAUUCUCCCCUGAAGGAAGGUUAUUCCAAGUCGAAUAUGCUAUUGAGGCUAUAAAACUUGGCUCCACAGCCAUUGGUAUCCAGACAUCAGAGGGGGUGUGUUUGGCUGUGGAGAAGAGGAUCACCUCGCCGCUUAUGGAGCCCAACAGCAUUGAGAAGAUCGUGGAGAUCGACAGUCACAUUGGUUGUGCGAUGAGCGGCUUAAUAGCCGACGCCAAGACCCUAAUCGACAAAGCCCGGGUGGAAACACAAAAUCACUGGUUCACGUACGAUGAGACCAUGACGGUAGAGAGCGUGACCCAGGCCGUGUCCAACUUGGCGCUGCAGUUCGGAGAGGAGGACGCCGACCCCGGUGCGAUGAGUCGACCAUUUGGCGUGGCACUUCUCUUUGGAGGCGUGGAUGAAAAAGGACCCCAACUGUAUCACAUGGACCCCUCAGGAACCUUCGUGCAGUGUGACGCUCGAGCGAUCGGCUCGGCAUCUGAGGGUGCGCAGAGUUCCCUGCAAGAAGUUUACCACAAGUCCAUGACGCUUAAAGAUGCCAUCAAAUCAUCUCUCACCAUUCUGAAGCAGGUGAUGGAGGAAAAGCUCAACGCCACCAACAUUGAGCUGGCAACUGUGGAGCCAGGGAAGACCUUCCACAUGUACUCCAAAGAAGAGCUGGAGGACGUGAUCAAGGAUAUUUAG